GCGGUUACACUUUCUAAAACAUACCAGCCAUACAUACACAAAGCUGUUCAGCAUAUUCAGAGGGCUGUGGACAGCCUCUGAGGGGAUGCACAUUUUCAGAAGUAAACUAAAGACAAUACAAGGAAAUAGGAAGCCCCCUGUGCAUAGGCCAGGCUUUCAAAAGUUUCCCAGAAAACUAAUGUGAAAGUCAAGCCACAGAGCUUGUUUAAGUCCACCACUCAGGCCUGGAAUAACGCAUUUGGCCACUUGGGAACUGGAAAAGGUAAAUCCAAAGUAAUGGCUGAAGCAAUCCCACUGCGAGAAAAGAAGCAGAAAACUCUACCUCGGUCUGAUGGGUGUGGUCUGAAUAACUUUGACGCUCUGGAUUUGACUGGAGGGUUGAGGAUAGUUCUGGUGGGGAAGACCGGAUCAGGGAAGAGUGCAACAGGAAACACCAUCCUUGGGAGAGCUGCCUUCAAAGAGGACCCGAGCCCUGUGUCUGUGACCAAGCACUGUGAGACACAGAGCGGGGAAGUGGACGGGACUGUGGUCCAGGUGAUUGACACUCCAGGUCUGUUUGACACAGCCAUCACAGAGGAAGAAUUAAAAACCAGAAUAGAAGAGUGCGUCAAGAUGUCGGUGCCCGGCCCUCACGCCUUCCUACUGGUGAUCAGGCUCGGAGUAAGGUUCACCGAGGAGGAAAGAAAUGCUGUGAAGUGGAUCCAGGAUAACUUUGGAGACGAUGCCUCCAUGUACACUAUCAUGCUGUUUACAUGUAAAGAUCAGGCUAAAGCUGACAAUGCUCUGAAGGAGUGCAAGGAGCUGCGGAGACUCUCAAUUACAUUUGGACGCAGAUACCACGCCUUCAACAACAACGACGCAGAUGACCAAGUGCAGGUCAAAGAGCUGAUCACCAUGAUCAAGGAAAUGAUACAGGAUAACGGGGGGAAACACUACACUAAUGAGAUGUAUGAGAAAGCCCAGAAGAAGCUGAGAGAGGAGGAGGAGCGGAGGAAACAAGAGGAGGAAGAGAAGAAAGAGGAGGAGAGGAAAAUGUGGGAUGCAGAGAGAGAGAAGAAAGAGAAAGAGAAAGAAAAGGAGAAAAAAGUUAGAAGAAACAAUGUACGCGUAGCCUCGGCUGCUGCUGUUAUGUUGGUGGUAGCUGGGGUGGUUAUAGCAGUGGGAGCUGACACCACAGUGGCUUUGGCUCUAGGAGCUCCUGUGCUUGUCCUGGGAGUGUUAUGUGGUUUAGUUGCAUUUUGCAUAUGGAAGGGCAUAAGAUGCAAGGCCAAAGCAGAUGUUCCAGUAUAGGCGGAGGCUAGUGACAAGGACAUGUUGAUCCAUCUGCAGUAUGUGACACUGAAUAAACUGUAUGGCACACAUUACUAUUUACUGUUGAGAACUUAUCAGUGAAUGAUGUUGUUUUGGCCUUUUCUGCAUUCUGCUUCCAAAAUGAUUAAGUUUUGACACAACUUGGCAAUAACACAAGUAUGUGAAUUUAAUGCUGACAGUAAACAAACGGUAUGAAAAGCAACACUUGUUUUCUUUUUGUUUGUUUUCUUUUCAUUCAUUUAUUGUUUGGAGCUUAUAUAUGAAACCCACAUCAUGAGUUAUGCUUGAACAGAUAUUUUCUGUUCUCAUUCUCAUAAAUGAUGUUAGAACUUAUUGACAUAUUACUAUAAUAUCAUAGAUCUCAUACAUUUGUAAAUACAUUUUUGCAUAAUUUAUGCUUUAAUAACUUAUGAUAAUUGGUCAAAUAAAAUAUUCAUGCAGAUGAAUUACUUUUCCUUAUUUAAACGAUGAUGUGCUAUUUCGUUGCUUUAUUAUUAGUAACAUUACGAGCUCACUUCCCUAAAGGAAAGGAGAGACAAUGGUAAAUGUCCGCCUGACCGAUCACAUUGAAGUGAGGAAACAGCGCAACCCCUCAUUAUGCUGCCACUACAUCACUGCCAAUACACACCAUCUUCAACAAAAUGACCAAGAAAGGCCUUAAAAUGGUGAGCUAUAGGCCAGUCUGUGUCAGCCACAUAUUGAUCAUAGUAAGGGUAUAUUAGCUUUUUUUAUGUAGUGAUGAAGCUGAAUCCCAUUUCUUUACAAACGUUUGGACAAUGAAAAAACUUCCAUAAACUUCCAUUAGUUAAAUUUCGUAAAGUAGUUUAAACACUAAAUUGCUAAUACCUUCAGUAGUGUGAAAUGGUUAUAAAAUGAAAUGUGGGUGCUUAUCAGAUGCACUAAUCAGUGGUUAGCUUGACAUGUUUGUUCCAGACUGCAUAACCCAAAUCUGCAAUGAAAUGAGUACAUGGUGUCAUAUCAUUUUUCAUGUCUGAGGAAGAUACAAGAAGCACAAAACAGGUUAACAGAAUCAGAAUGAUAAAGUUAAUCUUUAUAUUGCAUAAUUUUGCAGGUCUGGCAUAUUAAGUCUUCAACAAGUUAAAUAGUGUAUUUUCAUCACAUAUGUAAAGAUAAUUAAUGCCUAAACAAUUAAUGCCUUUUAUUCCUAAAGUGGCAAAUUUGAAAGGCUUUUAUAGUAAUGCAUGAAACGCAAAUUCACCAUCUUUGGGUGUCUUUUUUCUGUGAAUGAUGUGAAUGUGAUGCCUGUGUUCCUGUAGAGCCAGUUUUCCCAAUCAGUUUGAGAUCUUCUUUAAAUAAGGCUGUGGUUCUAUUUCCUCUUUGCUGCACCUCUCUCUUUACAUAUCUGUCUUUUCUUAGCAGGUGCUCUGAAUGUGGGUGUGGUUACCAGGAUCAACGGUGUUCAGUAUGUUCCCUUUGCUUGAAUUAAACUAUGAGCCAUCAUGAAGGCAUUUUGGCAGCUAUAACUACCCUUUACAUUGUGAUGAUAGAGAGUACCAUCAUGUUCAGAAAACCUUAAAACAUUUCUUGUAAAACAGACGUAGUAAAGUAUUAUAAUCAUACUUGUAAUGCUGUAGGAGAUUAUACACGCAUUAUAAUGCAUUGUGUACUUAAGUUUGGCAAAAUACUAAUGGGUUUUCUUGCCAAGAGUUAGAUGAGCAGAUCGAUACCACUCUCAUGUCUUUCCGUUAAAUAUGAAUACAAAAAUAUAAAUAAAUAUAUAAAUUUAAAAAAAAAUAAUGGGAAGGUCAGCAGUUCAAUCCCGGCUUCCCCCAGCCCACAUGUCAAAGUGUCCUUGGGCAAGACACUGAACCCCUCCCUUCGGUGUGUGUGUGUGUGUGUGAAUGGUUUGUUACUUCUUUGAACUGAUGAGCAGUUAGCACCUGCCAUCCGUGUGUGAAUGGGGUAAAUGUGAUAUGUGACAUGCUUUGAGUUGUCGGAAAGACUAGAAAGGCGCUAUACAAGUAAAGACCGUUCAUACAGCCAGCGGCUGGUUAGCUUAGCUUAGCACAAAGACUGGAAACAGCUAGCCUGGCUCUGUCUAAUGAGCAGUGUCAAAAUUCAAAUGGGUGAAUAUGAUGGAGUUCUGUUUCUGGCCACCUGGCGAAUGUCCAAUAUUCAAUCUCCUUUCAGCUUUGUUUUAGUUUCCACUAAGAGUUUAACUAACUCCAGAGGAACAUAUCUAUAUCUGAACCUACAAUGGUUCUGUCAGUGUCAGUGUCAGCUUACUCUUAUGAUUUCCUGACUGGAUUUAUUUCAAACAACCCACAGUGUGGAGCCCUAGAAGCUUUUGUGAUAAUUCUUGCUUUCAUAACUGGGAUUUUCAUGUAAUACAGAUUUUGGUACAACAUCAAACAAACUUUCUGAAGUUGUUGUCACGUUGUUUUAUUUUAUUCUUACAAAUCA
Messenger RNA from Siniperca chuatsi (mandarin fish), 3735 nucleotides. Its product is annotated as GTPase IMAP family member 7-like. Lineage: Eukaryota; Metazoa; Chordata; Actinopteri; Centrarchiformes; Sinipercidae. The record is from RefSeq and is a predicted model, not a curated record. The transcript has 3 exons. The coding region runs from base 277 to 1290 and encodes 337 amino acids. Gene Ontology annotation, molecular function: GTP binding.